GGUAGACUUGGCCGAGUAAAUUCCAAAGUUUUGAGUUUCUGACGGCCAAAAGCAACCAAGCUAGCUGUGGAAAGUCCUCUCAAGAAUCAAAAUGGCCAAAGAUUUGCAUGUAGUUCUGGUUCCAUACGUAGCCUUUGGCCACUUGCUUCCAUUCUUCCAUCUCUCCGUGGCUUUAGCCAAAGCUGGGAUCCAUGUCUCCUUCAUUUCUACCCCUAGAAACAUCCAAAGACUCCCCAAAGUACCAUUAGAGCUAUCUGCUUUCAUAAACUUGGUGGCUUUUCCACUCCAAAUCGUCAACGGCAGUUCCUUGCCAGAAGGUGCCGACAACACCUUCGACGUUUCUUUAGAGAAGGAGAAGGAUUUAAAGGCUGCCUAUGAUCUUUUGUGUCAUCCCUUUAAACAAUUCAUCGCCAAUGAAUCACCCAAUUGGAUAGGUGUUGAUGUGUUCCCUCAUUGGGCUAUCGACAUCGCCAACGAUUUCUGUAUUCCGGUGUUCUGCUUUUCCAUCGUCUCCGCUGCCACCAGGGUCUUUGUCGGGCCACCGGAGUAUUUGACGGGAGAUGGCUUAAAGAUUGUUCGUCCAUCGCCGGAAUCCCUGACAUCACCGCCUGAAUGGGUCACUUUUCCAUCUUCGGUGGUCGCCGCCCGACGUGGCUCUGAAGCCAAUGACUACUAUUAUAACUUUUUCAAUGGGGAUAUGAGUAAAAGAAUAGCUAAAAUUCUAAAGGGAUGCAAGGCCCUGGUCAUUCGUAGUUGCAAGGAAAUUGAAGGUGAGUACUUAGAAGUACUUGUGAAGAUCUUUCAGAAGCCAGUUUUUCCUGUGGGGUUAUUACCUCCGGAUCAGCAAGAGAGAAGGGAUUAUGGUGAAGAGUGGCUUAAAACAUUUAAGUGGCUUGAUCAACAAAAACCCAAGUCUGUUGUGUUUGUAGGAUUUGGAAGUUCCUGCAAAUUAAGUAAAGAUCAAGUUCAUGAGAUAGCUUAUGGGCUAGAACUUUCCAAUCUGCCAUUCCUGUGGUCCCUCGUCAAAUCUGAAAUUGCAGACGAUAUCGACGUUUUACCUCCAAGCUUCAUAAACAACACAGCCGGGCGAGGUUUGGUGUGCAUAGGAUGGGCUCCUCAAGUGGAAAUUCUAGCAAAUCCUGCCAUUGGAGGAUCUUUGUUUCAUGGUGGGUGGGGUUCUGUGAUAGAGAAUCUCCGGUAUGGUCAUCGACUCAUUGUUUUGCCCCUGAAUUUUGAUCAAGGAUUUAAUGCAAGGUUGAUAGUGGACAAGGGUUUGGCUAUCCAAGUUGAGCAAAAUGAAGAUAGGUCAUUUAGUAGGAAUGCCAUUACCAAGGGUCUGAGGCGAGCCAUGGUCUCAGAAGAAGGGAACCAGAUAGGCAUCAAAGCAGCAGAACUUGCUGCUGUUGUCAACAAUCCCACCCUGCAUCAAGAGCAUUACAUAGCUGAGUUUGUCCAGUAUCUGAAGAAUGGGGUUGCUGCAACACAAAAUUGAUCUUUGGAUCCUUUCCGUUGUCUUUGG
Messenger RNA from Telopea speciosissima, 1519 nucleotides. RefSeq names its product UDP-glycosyltransferase 91C1-like. Lineage: Eukaryota; Viridiplantae; Streptophyta; Magnoliopsida; Proteales; Proteaceae. The record is from RefSeq and is a predicted model, not a curated record. Gene Ontology annotation, molecular function: UDP-glycosyltransferase activity. The transcript has a single exon. The coding region runs from base 92 to 1492 and encodes 466 amino acids.